This is a messenger RNA of Cheilinus undulatus (humphead wrasse), 1662 nucleotides long. RefSeq names its product outer dynein arm docking complex subunit 1 (gene odad1). Bases 1 to 1662 code for a protein of 553 amino acids. Gene Ontology annotation, biological process: outer dynein arm assembly; cilium movement. Lineage: Eukaryota; Metazoa; Chordata; Actinopteri; Labriformes; Labridae. Gene Ontology annotation, cellular component: axoneme. The record is from RefSeq and is a predicted model, not a curated record. The transcript is spliced from 14 exons.
AUGCCCCGAGGAAGAUCUGCUGCAAGUGCUCGCUCAGACGCCAGUGAAAUGGAUAUUGACGGUACAGUAAAUGCAGAAUCUGAGAUGGCCAAACUGCAGAGACAGUUCAAAAUCAUGGAAGGGGAUCGGCAGGCGUACAGUCUUCAGGCCCGUGAGCAAAUACGCAAGCAAGAGCUGGAGAUAGAGAAGCUACAAAAGGAGCAGGAGGAGCUGCAUCGAAACCUUGGUGCAUGUAAGAGCUUGUCACGCAAGCAGCAGGACAGUGAGGACACCCAUUGUAUACGAGCUCUGCUGGAACAAAAAGACAUGCUGGAGGAGGAGCUGAAAAGAGAGAAGCAGUGUCAAAAAGAGAUAGACAAAGAGAUUGCAACCAUGGAGUCAAAGAUGGCCGAGCUACGAAAAAGGAAGGUCAACAUGAGUGAUGCACAAAGAUCUGAGAUUCAACAAUCGCAGAAAGCAAUACAUUCUUUGGAAUACAAACUGGAUAGAGCUUUAACCCGCUUCAAUCAGCAGCUAACCAACAACAGUCACCUUAGAGAGGAGUUACAGACUCUUCAAAUUGAGCGUGCCCGUUUCCAGCAACUAAAAAAGAGAUUUGAAAAAGAACUGUACGAUAUCUGCAAGAAGAUCGGGGAAAUCGUCACCAUGUCCACUGCUGCUUAUGAUGCCAGGGUGGAGGCUCAAUCUAAGAUGACCAUGAUGAAGGAGAAAGCAGAGAAGGACCUUGCACUGUACAACGCUGAGAUGAAGGAGCUGGAACGGGUGAUUUCACAUGAGUGUAGCCUGAAAGAGUUUAUGACCACUAAGUGCAGUGAGAAGAGCGGGCAGGAUGAUGGCCACGAGACCAGACACAGACAAGUGUCAGAGAUGAAGGAGCAGAGGAGGAUGGACUCAAGAGAAGAGUCUCUAGACACUUUAGAGGAAGUGUUUGAGAAGAUCAAGACAGUGACAGGCGAGGACAACCUGGACCUGCUGGUCAGCAGGUUCAUACAGGUUGAAGACCGGAACUUUGCACUGUUCAAUUUUGUAAAUGAGCAAAACAAUGAAGCUGAGGCUUUGAGGGAUCGAAUAAGCCAGAUACAAUCAGAGAUUGAGCAGUAUGGAGAAACGAGUUUGCAAAAGGAGCAAGAACAUCGCUCUCAGCUCAGAGGCUUAGAUGAGAAACAAAAGGAAAUCGAAUACCAAGCAGAGGACUACGAAAACCGAGCCAGCAGCAUAAGCAAAAUUCUGGAUGACAUAAAAACAGGAGUGAACAGCAUCUUUUCUAAGAUAGAGUGUGACCGCUCAGUAAUCGAGGAUAAACUGGGCUCCUCUGCAGGAAUCAGCGAGAACAACAUCAUGUCAUACCUGGGCCUAGUGGAGCAGAAAACCAAUGAGCUGCUCACAAUACAAGCUUUCCUUCAUUCUAAAGACCUGGAGAAGAACUACAACCCAAAAGACCUGGCAAAAUUUCUUUUGGGUCAAAAUCCAGACCUGCUACAGCAGAAUAUUAACAUCCAACCUGCCAUCAACAGUUUGGACUUUGAUGCAGACGACUCUCCUGUCACUGAUGAGGAAGAACGGCCACUUUCACAGGGGGAGCUUCGAAGAAGAAUCAUGAAAGCAGUUCAGCAUAAAGGGAGCUCAGGUCGGCUGGCAGCAAGUAAAGCCUCAAAGAUUUGA